CUCCUAAUAGAAGUUGCAUGGACAUUUUACGCGAUGACCCAAGAGCAAAAGAUGGAGUGUAUGAAAUAUCUUUGAAUACUGAAAUGAGAUCUGUGUACUGUGACAUGAGUACAGAUGGAGGCGGUUGGACGGUCAUUCAACGAAGGCGGGAUUUUUUUUUUUUUGGAUUUUCGUCGAAAUUGGACUGAGUAUAAACAGGGAUUUGGUGACCCUUCUAAAGAAUACUGGAUUGGGAAUGAUGCGAUAAACGCCUUGACUAGUACGAAAGACCAGGAGCUUCGGAUUGUCCUCAGAUCGUAUAGAAGCGGUGAAAAGCAUGCCCAAUAUUCAACAUUUUAUGUCGGCGACGAGGAAAGUAAAUACAACCUCACUGUGUCUGGAUACUCUGGAACUGUGGAUGACAGUCUGACCAGUCAUAAUGGAAUGAGAUUUUCUACGUACGACAACGAUAAUGACAAAGACUGUGCAAGACUUUUUCAUGGAGGCUGGUGGUAUAGUGACUGUGGUGAUUCAGACCUGAACAGGAACUACGAAACCAUAUUUGGUUUUAGGGGAGCUAUGGUCAAUGCACGGGGAGGGGUUACAUGGUUGCUAGGAACAGUGAUGAUGACACGACCCAAGAGUUCUUAAAUAUAUUUUAAUAAAUUUUAGAAGUGCACAAAAAGACAGGUAUAAUCAUAUCAGCUAACACAAUUGUGACACAUAUGAGGGGGAAACGAUAUUCUUUCUGUGCAAUAUAAUUAGGAAUACAUGUACAAUUAUGCUUUACAAGUUGUGAGUGGUCAUGAUACCAUAUUUCCAAUAAUUAUACUGAAAAUGCAUCUUCGAAUAUCAGACAUGUUGAUAAUGAUUUCUAAAGCAAUGAUUUGCAGUGUUCAUUUCCCAUCUCCGGUGUGUCCACGGAUCCCUGUUCGUCCAAUUCUCUAUUUUGUAUUGCUUAUAGGAGUUAUGAGAUUGAUCACUCCUCUUUAUAUUCACCUUUUUUAAUAUAAUAACCUAAAUUAGAUACUGUAACAAUGCAAUAUAGAAUUAUCUAUUCUGAAGUAGUUCCAAUUUUUCAUAUUUUCAUGUGCAAUAUAUGUUUGAAAAAUCACUUUUUUCAA
Ostrea edulis (European flat oyster) is the source of this 1103-nucleotide messenger RNA. Its product is annotated as ficolin-1-like. Lineage: Eukaryota; Metazoa; Mollusca; Bivalvia; Ostreida; Ostreidae. The transcript has 4 exons. Bases 115 to 630 code for a protein of 171 amino acids. The record is from RefSeq and is a predicted model, not a curated record.